This is a messenger RNA of Fusarium odoratissimum NRRL 54006, 4883 nucleotides long. RefSeq lists its product as uncharacterized. Lineage: Eukaryota; Fungi; Ascomycota; Sordariomycetes; Hypocreales; Nectriaceae. The record is from RefSeq and is a predicted model, not a curated record. The transcript is spliced from 2 exons. The coding region runs from base 233 to 952 and encodes 239 amino acids. Gene Ontology annotation, biological process: rRNA processing. Gene Ontology annotation, cellular component: preribosome, small subunit precursor; preribosome, large subunit precursor; nucleus.
CUUUUACAUCUGAAAGUCCCUUACAAGAGCCGGCCCCACUUCUCGGUGAGGCCCCCACUAGAUCCGACAUGCCAGAAAAAAAGUUGCCCAGCAUCGCAUAGCAUCUUUGACAUUUUUCAACACCAACCAAACUAUCACCAACACUUCUCUUUCCAUAGCCCCAACCUUACCACCCAAUUAUCACGAUCGCCAUAAAAUUUACAACGGAGCCAUUGACGCUCUACUCUCCAAAAUGGCCGAGCACGAAUCCCAAAUGCCCUUCAUUCGCAACCUCGCUUCAAGCGAUCGCAAACUUCGAAUGUCCUCCUUAGAAUCCCUCUCAACAUUCCUCUCCUCGCGCUCAAGCCUCUCCGACGUCGACGCCCAGAAGCUAUGGAAAGGCCUCUUCUACGCCCUGUGGAUGACCGACCGACCCAUCCCCCAGCAACGUCUCGCCACAGAUCUCGCCAACCUCCUCUUCACCCUCAAGCCCGCCUGCGCCAUCCCCUGGCUGCGCGCCUUCUGGGCCGUCGUAGGCGCCCAGUGGACAGGCAUCGACGUCUACCGUCUUGAAAAGUUUCUCCUCCUCGUCCGUCGCGUUUUCGCUUCCCACGUACGACUAGCUCGCGAGCGAGGCUGGAAGGACGGUGAUGUAGAGGCUAUUGUGGCUGUGUUGGAGGAGUUUCCUUUUGAGAAGGAGGGUGAUCUGCGAAAGAGCCCUGUGGGUAUCAGAUUGCAUGCGCUGGAUAUCUGGGUCGAUGAGUUGGAGCGUGAGGAGGCGCUGGAGCAGCCUGAGGCUGAGAAGUUUGUUAAGAGCUUGGGGGAUGUUGUCAUUGCGCUGAAGACAUGUCCUGUUAAGCCUGUGAGGGCGCGCUGUGCUGAGAGUUAUGAGGAUGAGAGGUUGCCGUGGGUUAAGGCUGCCAGUGGUGAUGAGAUGGAGGAAGAUGAGGAAUGGGGUGGUAUUGACGAUUAAGAGCCGGUAUUUGCAGGCGCAUGGCGUUGGGAUAGGGAAAAUGCAUUGCGGGUAUGCCCGACUUCUUUAUAUAUGGGCACGAGGUUGAUAUCAUCUGAGAAUAUCACCACCAUCUAUUAUCAUUACUACUUGAAGAGUGCAAUAAUGUAUCUUUGAACGCCCGCUCCGAUAUGCAUUUAAUAGCAAUGUAAACUGUCCCUUUGUGCCCCCGUAGAACCACCACUCUGACAACUGUAGACGCUGAAUUCACCAAACCCUGGUAUCUCCUCCGACAGUCUCAUCAUCGUCGACUCGAAUCUCAUAGCCCAUCUCUCUCGCUUCCUUCUGUCGUUGUUCCUCCUCCUGGGCUCGCUUCCAAGCUUCCAGCCUUGCUCGCUCCUCGGAUGUCUGUAUGCGACGUUUCAUAAGGCCCUUCUUGCGGAGACGACGACGAUGCUGACGCUUCUGCUCAAACGAGAGCCCGUGAAUGUCAAUAUCGGUGAUUUCGCGAUCGUACCAGAUGUCCUUCAUGUCGGCAAACCAAUCAUCCACUUCUUCCUUGAGUUGUCCAGCUAGGAUGCGACCACGGCCCCCAGUAGCCCACUGGUCCAACUUCACGGGAAUGGCAUUUCCAAAGGUGGGAUCAUCGACGGACCAGACGCAAGGAGGAUUGCUGCAGCUGAUUGGACGACAGAAGGCGAGGCACAUAGUAGACUCGAGAGCAUACCAAAGGCCGAGGAGGAAAAGAAGAAGACCAAGGAUUGUGAAGCGGAAGGAUGGUUUGCGGUGGAAGAGUGGUGGAAUAGGUAGUGAAACGUAAGACACCGUCUUGCCGUCGGAAUGCGUGAUGAAGGCGGUGCCAGCGCCGCCGUUGUCGUGAAGGGUGGCCAUCUUUUCCGGCAGCGGCUCGGGUUUGACGAUGUCAAGGAGGUUUUUCUCAGUUGGCUCCUCUUUAGGUGUCUUGAGCUCAGCUGACUUCUCUUCAGCGGCCUUGUUCUCGGCAGCUUUAUUCUUGGUGCUGACUUGAUCAGAAAGACGUUCAAUGCCCCUUGCUGCGGUAUGGAUUCCGAACAGGCUGUUCUUGAGGGUAUUGUUCAUGCGGGUGAGCCGAUCCAGAUCAGAGUUGUCGUUGUUCUGAGGAUCGAUUUGGUUUGUUCGUGUGUUCAGUUUCGUGUCAAGUUCCAAGUCGAAGUCGAAAUCGUCAUCAAGUGAUGGGUUCUCAGGUAGUUUAUCAAGGAGAGCCUCAACUUCUUGAGAUGGGGCUUUGCGACCGAGAAGAACCUCUUCAAGAUCAUCCAAUGUCGAGUCCUCAAUGUGAUGUGUUCGUUGAAGUUCUUUUAGGUCGUCUUUGACUGUUGGAAGCUUGGCCGAGUUUUUCAGUGUUCCUCGGCGCCGUGACAGAGAACGAGUGCGCCGUCUCCUCACCCCACUUGACGAAGUCUUGGUGCUAAGUUUGUCGUCUGUCCCCGGGUCCGAUGCUGUGUCCCUAUCACUGCCACUCAGAGCACGAUCCGUCCUUUUAUCACGGAACGAUGCAGAUCUUUGUCGCAAUGGCCUUUCCUCCCUCUUUGGCUUUUCUUGAUUGUCUUUUACUUCGAUCUUCUCCACCUUGACUGUCGCUGGUGUUUCCACGUAUGCGCCCGUGACCUUUGGCGUGGGCAUAGUCAAUGGAUCCGGCUUCGUCGGUCGUGGUGUCGCAUCGAGCUCUUUUUCAUCGUCGAUAUCAGGCUCUGGAGAUGGGGCCUUCAUAGAGCCUUUCUCAGAGUGAUUGUCGCCAGGCGCAAACAGAUUGGCCUCCGCCUCAAUGCGGUCCGUAGGGUCCGCCUCUGAAUUCAUGGAUUUCUUACUCUUAACAGAUUCCGUUGAACGAGUUCGAGACAGGCCAGUAAAUGCGACACUAGGUUUGGGACUGAAAUCUCUGUUAGAGCGAUGUUGACGAUUUCGGUAGCCAUUGCUGGUUGAAGGUUGAGGAAUUGCAGAAGCAGCGUCAGGCUUGGGUUCUAGGGGCAAGAGAGCCGGUUUGUCACUGUCGGCCACCUGUCGCGGCUCAGGUUCUGGCGCAGGGCUGGAACUGGCAGCCCGCGCCAGGCGUCGUAGUAAGUCUCGGGAAUCAGUACGUGUGUGCGACAGACCUGGUCGCGCACGACUUGUCUCGUCCUUUGAGUUACCAUCCUCCCUGGGGUGGUCCGACUCUGCGCUCUCGCGUCGCGACUUGAAUAUUGUCACAGGCGUGUCGGGGAUACUGACACCGGCCCCUUCAAAAGCAGACCUAGGUCGGGGCGACGGCUCUUUCGGUUCGAAUUCACUUGUCGUUUUUGUCUCUGGGAGCAUCCCUCGGCUUGUCCUGGGUCGAUCUUCUGGAGAGCGUGAGCGACUCAUUGCAUUGUGCUCACGAAUCUCUUCUAACUUAAUUGAUGCCAUUGACCUCCUGGGUAUGCCGUUAACCUCCCGCUGUCGUAUGUCGUCCAAUUUGGUAUUUCUUGGUCUUGGUGCGUUUCGAUCAGGUAUGGGUAUUUGAUGCUCGACCUUUUCCUCACGCUCCCGUAUCUCGUCUAUUUUUGUAUUAUGUGGUCGCGGCGGCUCAAGAGGAAUAUCGCUUCCUGUCUUGACCUCCCGUGACCGAAUCUCAUCAAGCUUGGUGUUCCUCGCCCCGGGCGGCGCCACCCUCGUCCGUGAGUUUAUGUCAAUUUCACUGCCUUCAUCGAAGUGAAUGCGGUUUGCAAACGGACGCGCACCCAUGCGAAGCCUUGGACUAUCCGAAACUUGUAGCUCUCCAGCCGUAAAGUCGUCAUCCACCUGCCAUGCGAAACUCUUUUCGGGAGAUGCUGGGCCAGGUGCCUCGCUUUGAGCUUCUGGGCCCUCAAUUGACGGGUACAACUCCUCAAUACCAGGGACUAGAGCUGGAAUCCGUCCUUGUUUCGUCAGGUCGUCUUUCGAAGGCAUUUGUCUCAACGAGUGCGAGCCUAUUCGUAGUCCAGCAGCACUCCCAGGCCGACUGUCAGGUCUUAUCCCGUUGACGGUGGUAGUUGGAGGUGCAUGCGCAGGCGUAGUACUCUCCUGGGUCGGCUCUCUAGGCGUAAAGGAAAGUCCUGCCCUGGACUUGCCAUAAAAGUUCCGUCGUCGCGGCGACUCGGUCCUGUCUGGCGUUUUUUUUAUUUCGGGUAUUCUUGAAGCAAUCGACCCUCGGGAGAAUGGGCGACUCGGUGCCUUUGUGUCCAGGUGAUCGUGACUUAACAUCUGCCGCAUUUGAUUUCCUUCUCCUUCGUGUCUCUCGCGCCAAACCCGGGGCGCUGGACUAGGCGACGCAUCAACCGGUUGUGUGCCAUCGCUGUCAUCCUCAAUUUCCUUUGCAGCGAGACGGAAAGCAUCGGUCAUUGAGAGUCGUUUUCGAGUGGAGGAGGAAAAUCCUGGUGUAGGUAAUUUGCUGUCGCGCGAUCCAAGACUACCGAUGCUUGCUCUCCUGUCGAGAUCCGAAUUUGUCGAUCGCGCGAACCCAUUGCUUUGUAUACUAGAGCCAAGCCUUGAAUUGUUCUGCUGCGCUUGAUCAUUCUCCUUAUUCCUGUCGGUUCCCCGCGGGAUGUUGCUUGCGAAAAGAGGUUUCCUUCCGGAUUGCUUCACAAUAAGCUGACUAGGCCGCUCGGCCAGCGAGCUCUUGUCGCGAUCCAUCGGUGACACAAUUGAGUGUGAUUAUACGCAGUUAUGGUGAGGUCGAUAGCACAUUAUUUGUCGUCGUGGGAAGCGCGUUCAUUGCAUCGCGAUGGCGACUAAAAGUAUUCGGAUACGGUAAUAUGGUCGCUCGGAUGUGAUAGUCGUAACUAUAUGUCUGGGUAUGUCGAGUGGAUGUUCGUACAGCUGGAGGUCGGGUAUCUUGUACAGUCGCGAAUCAAAAUAUCAACAGCGCGCGCAAAAGAUGAUUGACCAAAUGUUUUUGUCGAGUCGUGGUUUAAACGCG